Cavia porcellus (domestic guinea pig) is the source of this 768-nucleotide messenger RNA. RefSeq names its product melanoma-associated antigen 10-like. The record is from RefSeq and is a predicted model, not a curated record. The transcript has a single exon. Lineage: Eukaryota; Metazoa; Chordata; Mammalia; Rodentia; Caviidae. The coding region runs from base 1 to 768 and encodes 255 amino acids. Gene Ontology annotation, biological process: negative regulation of transcription by RNA polymerase II. Gene Ontology annotation, cellular component: nucleus.
AUGGACUCCAAUCUAAGCAGCAAUUCCAGCCUGUGCUCCAGCAGUGAAGAGGAUGAUCCACAAACCUCACUGGAUGUGCUGGUCCCUCAGAUCCUGAGACGCGUGUUCAUAGAUAACAAGACAGCUAAAUUGGUGGAGUUCUUGCUCCUGAAGUAUCAAAAGACACAGCAGGUCACUAAGGCAGAAAUGCUGCACUCUGUAGACCACAAUUACCAUGAGCACUUCCCUGUGAUCUUCAAGGAAGUCUGUGAGUGCAUGUGUCUUUGCUUUGGCAUUGAUGUUAAGGAGAGAGAUCCCCCUGGCCACAUGUAUGACCUUGUCCCUAUCUUGGGCCUCACUUAUAAAGGGAUAAUGGUUGAUGAUCGUAUUAUUCCCAAAAUUGACCUCCUGGUAGUGCUCUUGAUUGUCAUCUUUGUAAAGGGUAACUGUGCCAGUGAGGAGGAUGUAAGGGAAGUACUGAAAAUGAGGCAGAUGUUACCAAAGAGGGAGAACUUUCCUACAGGGGACCGGUGGAAAUUUGUCACCGAGGAUUUAGUACAGGAACAGUACAUAGAGUGUCGGCAGGUGCCCAAUAGUGAUCCUGCUCGCUAUGAGUUUCUGUGGGGUCCAAGGACCCACGCUGAAACCAGCAAGAUGAAAGUCCUGGAGCAUAUAGCUAAGGUUAAUAAGAUCGAUCCCCGGUCCUGCCCAGUUCUAUAUGAUCAAGCUUUGAGGGAGGAGAUAGAGGCUGCCAUGGAUGAGUUAGAGGUCGUUCAGGAUGCAGAGUGA